Molecule: messenger RNA, 484 nt
Organism: Dimorphilus gyrociliatus
Lineage: Eukaryota; Metazoa; Annelida; Polychaeta; Dinophilidae
Source: the annotation of a GenBank genome assembly
AAUGAGAUUGAUUGGUAAAGAGGAAGAGAAAAGGGAAGAGGAUAUUGUUCAACAAGUGACCCAGUUCUUAUCCGAGGAACAAAUUGCCGAGCUAAAGGUUGCAUUUGAUAUGUUUGAUAAGGACGGGGAUGGUUGCGUAACAGUCGAAGAGUUAAAAACAGUUAUGAGAUCUUUAGGUCAAAAUCCUACUGACCGAGAUAUAGAUGAAAUGACUAAUGGGAAUAUAAAACACGGCGAUGGUAACAUUGAUUUUGUUCAAUUUAUUGAAAUGUUGGCUAACUUUUCGGCAAGUUCAAAUGGAACUAGCGAAGAGGAAAUCAGGGAAGCGUUUAAAGCUUUCGAUAAGGACGGUAAUGGAUUCAUUUCUGCCGACGAAAUAUCUUCAAUAAUGUCCAAGUUGGGUGAACACUUAAGUGAAAAUGAAAUUAAAGAAAUGAUCGAAAUGGCUGAUACAGACGGAGACGGAAUGAAUUUAUGGACGUAA